AUGGCUUUCAGCGCGUGCUCCCUCUGGGCUGGCCCGCGGCAUGGCACCUGGUCACGGCACCCGGCCCGGCCUUCGCGACUCCCUUGCCGCAAGCCUGGGCUGGGUUGCGCAACGGCAAGUGAUUCGGAAGCUCCCAGAAGCAGCAGCGGCGAUGGCGCCGGCCCCAGCAGGGCCAACGCCGCCAGCCUGCCGCCUGGCCGCCUCAAGCAGCUGCGUCGUGAUGGUCUGGCACUGAAGGACGUGAUCAAGCUGGGGCGGCGAGGACCUGCAGAGGGGCUGGCCAACCAAGUGGCGCGGGUGUACUGCCACGGCAAGCACGCAGCCAACAUGAAGGUGCUUGUGCAGCAGCUGGAGGCGGCCACGGGCGGCAUGGUGGUGCACAAGGCCGGCGGCACGGUGCUGCUGUACCGCGGCGACGGCUGGCAGGGGGGGGCGCAGCCGCUUGCAGGGCAGCCGGUCCAGGAGGGAGAGCAGCAGGAGGCGCAGCAGGGAGAGCAACAGCCUGUGGCUCCUGAGGAGGCGCAGGCGCAGGCGCAGCCACAGCCGAAUCCUGGCGCAUCAUAA
This is a messenger RNA of Chlorella variabilis, 564 nucleotides long. RefSeq lists its product as hypothetical. The coding region runs from base 1 to 564 and encodes 187 amino acids. The record is from RefSeq and is a predicted model, not a curated record. Gene Ontology annotation, molecular function: mRNA binding. Lineage: Eukaryota; Viridiplantae; Chlorophyta; Trebouxiophyceae; Chlorellales; Chlorellaceae. The transcript is spliced from 2 exons. Gene Ontology annotation, biological process: RNA splicing, via transesterification reactions.